AUGUCUGUGGCAAAGAGUCCAGGACGGCUCUGGUCGUCGGUUCGUCGGAAUCUUCUGCUGCUGCUCACCAUGAUGGGAGUGCUGCUCGGAAUCGUACUCGGAGCGAUUCUUAGGUUCGACCUUAGGCCUUUACUUGACUUUAAUAAUGUUAUAGACUUCAAAAGAAUUUUAAUUAGUGUCAAGUAAGGUCAAAAGUGAAUCUCUCGAUGAAGCUUGAAAUCGCAGAUCCGCCAAUUUCUCAAAGGAAGCAAUCCAUUACGUCGGCUUUCCCGGCGAGCUUUUCAUGAACAUGCUCAAGGCUAUGGUUCUGCCUCUGAUCGCCGCAAGCAUAAUUUCUGGUAUGUCGAACUAAUUUUUCGACAAUCCACUUUUUUUCAUUUAAUGAGUUUUUUUUCUUAAUACCGAAAUUAAUUUAACGAAAACUUCGUGAGCUUGCGAAAUGAUUCAGGGCUGGCGCAGCUCGACGGCAAAACUUCUGGCCGGUUGGGAUCGCGAGCCGUUCUCUACUACACUCUGACAACCACCCACGCAGUUAUCGUACAUUUACUGUGGUUAUUCCGAAGGAAGGAGUUGAAUGUUUUCAGCUGGGGAUUAUUGUCGUCCUUCUGGUACAUCCUGGAGAUCCGCGCAUCAAACAAAGUAUGGGCGUCUCCGAAGACGAAAAGGCUCAGGUCUCGGCCGUCAACAAGUUUUUAGACCUGUUCAGGUAUUUCCACGAAAAAAUUCAUUUUAUUGAGAAGACCUUGAAGGAAUGCUUUUCCGGAGAACGUCGUCCACGCGACUUUCGCGCAGGUGCAGACGGCUUUGGUGAACGAGACAACAAGGGGGAUGACACAUGUUGUGCCGCGUACCCACUACGUCAACGGAAUGAAUGUUCUGGGUGUGUCUCCUGGAACCAGAGCAUCUAGAAGACCAACUUCAGGAAUAAUCGUGUUCUGCAUCGUAAUGGGAUUGGUCAUCUCUCGACUGGGAGCUCAAGCCAAGCCUCUUGCAGACUUUUUCCAAGCUCUUGACGUCGUUAUCACCAGGAUGGUGCUGCUCAUCAUGUGGUGAGACAGUCGUAGUAAACAAAUUCUCAUCGACUCAAAGGUUGGGACCUAUUGGUAUUCCGUCGUUGAUCGCUCAGAAAAUGCUGGAAGUGACGGACCUUUGGAUGACGGCGAAGACAUUAGCCAUGUUCAUGUUCACCGUAAUCCUCGGUUUGUCCUGCUAUACCGUUAGAACUUGAACUUGUUUGAUUGUAGGUCUGGCGAUCCAGUGUUUCAUAACACUGCCUCUUAUAUUUUUCAUUGGAACUAGGAAAAAUCCUUAUCCAUUUCUUCGAGGACUCGGACAAGCCAUUCUCACAGCACUUGGAACUGCUUCAAGGUUCAUUCAUUUCUAAAAAAACGACAUUUGGAGGAUUUCAGUGCUGCCUCCCUUCCUGUGACGUUUCGAUGCCUGAGCAACCUCGGCAUUGAUCCCAGGGUCACCAAGUUUGUCCUGCCAGUAGGAGCAAUGGUUAACAUGGUAAAGAAUUUACCCUAGCAAGUGAAAUGAAGUGCUAGGACGGCACAGCUCUGUACGAGGCAACGGCUUCCAUAUUCAUAGCGCAAAUGAACGGAAUGGACCUAUCGAUAGGACAGAUAAUAACUGUCAGGUAGAAGCCCAGGCUAGGAGCCUGGGAGUCAGAGACUUGCAGCAUAACGGCGACGCUGGCGUCCAUCGGAGCGGCGUCGAUUCCGUCGGCUGGACUCGUCACGAUGCUCAUCGUGUUGUCUGCCCUGGGACUUCCGGCCAGCGACAUCUCUCUCAUAAUUGCCGUCGAUUGGUUUCUGUCCGUCACCUUCAUCUCUUCGGCUUCAACUUCUAUCCCAGAGAUCGACUCCGAACGUCUGUGAACGUGAUUGGCGACGCGUUCGGCUGCGGCUUUGUCCAUUGGCUUUGCCACGAGCACCUCGCCGAAGACGUCAAAGAAGCAGAAGAUAAGCAGAACUCGCUAGCCGAAGUCCACGUAUGCAAAAGUGCGAGAAUCGUUUUUACAUUGUAGUUUAGGGUGUCAACUUCGAUCAGUUAGAAAGAGAAGCAAGGGGAACCAACAUCGAGAUCGAUUUCGCUGGAAAUAGCCGUGUCUGA
Messenger RNA from Caenorhabditis auriculariae, 2115 nucleotides. The record is from the annotation of a GenBank genome assembly. NCBI's taxonomy places the organism in Eukaryota, Metazoa, Nematoda, Chromadorea, Rhabditida, Rhabditidae.